UGAACCCAGCACAUAGAUAGACGGUACCACCCGCGAACACAACAUUCACCACCGAGGGGGGGCGCUAUCAAACAGACACUAGUUGUGGAGAACUGGGAACACAAUUCGACGUGACACCGGAAGUAGACAGGAGGAAGCGGAAGAACAACAACAAGAAUUAGAAGAAGAACAAGAAGAAGAAGAGGCUAACCUCCGCUAGCUAGCUAGCUACUGCUGGGAAGUAGCGACAAAAUCUCCAGGGUCACGAUGAGUUAUCCAGAGAAGCAGGACGAAAUAACGAGGGACGAGUGGAUGGAUAAACUCAACAAUGUCCACAUCCAGAGAGCCGACAUGAACCGGCUCAUCAUGAACUACCUGGUGACAGAGGGCUUCAAAGAGGCAGCAGAGAAAUUCCGGAUGGAGUCCGGGAUCGAGCCCAGUGUCGAUCUGGAUUCUCUCGAUGAACGGAUUAAAAUCCGAGAGAUGAUCCUGAAGGGACAGAUCCAGGACGCCAUCGCGCUGAUCAACAGUCUGCACCCGGAGCUGCUGGAUACGAACCGUUACCUCUACUUUCACCUACAGCAGCAGCAUCUGAUCGAGCUGAUUCGUCUGAGGGAGACCGAAGCUGCUCUCGAGUUCGCCCAGGCUCAGUUAGCGGAGCAGGGGGAGGAGAGCCGAGAGUGUCUGACGGAGAUGGAGAGGACACUGGCCCUGCUGGCGUUCGACAACCCGGAGGAGUCCCCAUUCGGAGAUCUGCUGAAUAUGAUGCAGAGACAGAAGGUGUGGAGUGAAGUAAAUCAGUGUGUACUCGACUAUGAAAACAGGGAGUCAACCCCCAAGCUGGCCAAGCUCCUGAAACUCCUGCUGUGGGCUCAAAACGAACUUGACCAAAAGAAAGUGAAGUAUCCGAAAAUGACAGACCUCAGCAAGGGAACAAUCGAAGACCCCAAAUAAGGACCCGCAGAGAAAACAUACCACCGCAUGAUAUAACGGACACAUUUCCUUUACCUAUUUAUACCCCGACAAACCGACUCGUAGAGUACAACCUUUUCUUUUUGUAAGGGUUGCUUUUUGAUACUUAAGUAAGGUAGAAUGUGCAAACUGGAGUAAUGGCAUUUUAAGAGGAACUCUCACACUAAAAUAACCCACAUACCAUUAUUCUGCUUGGUAUUUAAAUAUCUGUUUAAAUAAAAUUGGUUUAUCUCA
Molecule: messenger RNA, 1185 nt
Organism: Pleuronectes platessa (European plaice)
Lineage: Eukaryota; Metazoa; Chordata; Actinopteri; Pleuronectiformes; Pleuronectidae
Product: glucose-induced degradation protein 8-B homolog
Exons: 5
Coding region: 247-933 (228 amino acids)
Biological process (GO): proteasome-mediated ubiquitin-dependent protein catabolic process; positive regulation of canonical Wnt signaling pathway
Cellular component (GO): nucleus; cytoplasm
Molecular function (GO): protein binding
Source: RefSeq, a predicted model, not a curated record